UUUAAUAGUAAUAAAACUUAUGCCUUAUGGCUCCAGAGAUCUAAUUAUCUAAUUAAGCUAAAUUCGAAUAAAUACAUCGCGUCAAUGCAGUUGAGACUCGAUAGACGAUCAUAUUAUAAAUUGUAAUUAUAAUACAUAUCAACUAUCAACACUGUCCAACAAUAAUUAACUAUAAAAAGUAAUAUUUUACAUACUAUUUUUGCUAUAUUUUUUUUUAGUAAUUAUGGGUAUUGUUUCGAGAGGAGUAGCUAAAAUAUAGCCGAAGAGGUAUAUUUUCCCAUUCUCUGAACAAAUAAUUAAAUAAAGUUGAGUAGGUAUAUUAUUGAUAUAGUGGUGCGAUGUCAUGGUAUACUUUUAAUCGAUUUUACUUUUUAAUUAUUGACAUAAAAAAAAUUACUUGCAAUGACUUACAUAUAGGAGGUUAACUACAUUAUUUUUUUAUGAUUGUUAUAACAAUGUUAUUCAAACCUGUGUAAUUUCUAAAUGUAUUACUCAUAUAUGUACUCAUUAAAAAAUUAAAACAUUUAUUAGAGGAAACAAACAAUUACGUAAUAUUGAAAAUGCAUAAUUAUUUACCUUUUGUAUGCUUAAGUGCAUAUUAUAAUAUUAUUUUUCAAAGAUUUAACUGAUUGUGGUACUGCAUGAAAACAGUCGUUUACUUACUCGUAUAUGAAACAGGAUGUGAUGUGAUGUUGUAAUUGGUAAUGUAGUUAUGCUUUAGACGUAAUGAAUAAUUAUUGCGAUAUAACUUACAAAAAGAAUUUGGUGAUUACUGAGAUUUUGGAAACCGAAGAAUCAUACGUAAAUCAUUUGAAAGAAAUAGUAGUGGAGUAUUUGGAGUAUUGGAAACAUAAACAAAUAUUGUCAAAAGAACAUUGCAAUCAAUUAUUUGGAAAUAUCAAGGAAAUUUAUGAAUUUUCGAGAAUAUUUUUAAACGAAUUAGGAUUGGCAAAUAAUAACGUACCACAAAUUGCUCACUGUUUUUUAAAUAACCAUCUUAGAUUUAUUAUUUACUCCACAUACUGCAUCAAUUUUCAAAAUUCUGAUGCCAUAAUAUCAGAAAUAACUCAAAGUCAACUGCCAACCAACAUCAUACAUCAAAGGCAAAAUGAAUUAGGACAUCGUCUUCCACUUGGAUCUUAUUUGGUUUUGCCAGUACAGCGUAUUUUAAGAUACCAUUUAUUACUUAAGAAAUUGGCUGCAUAUACUUCAUGUAACGAAACUGAUCACUCUUUAGUCGUAAAAGCUUAUGAUAAAAUGGCUCUUUUAGCUAAAAUUAUUAAUGAAACGAAAAAUAAAUAUGAAAAAGAAGUCCGUAUUAAGGAUAUACGAUUAAUGAUUCUACAUUUGAAGGAUAAAACAAAUGUCGAUCUAUCCAACAAUUGUUUUGAAUUACAUGCUGAAGGCGAUUUAAUGAUAGCGGGAACGAAGAAGAAACUUCAUGUGAUUAUAUUGAACAAUAUGUUGUUGAUUGUCAAAGAACAAAAAUGCGGACUGUUGGAAUACAAAGCUCAUAUAUUGAGUAAGAAUCUCACCAUUAUUGAACAUGUGAAAGGAUAUCCAUUGGGUUUUCGUGUAGUAUCCAAUGCUGGAUCUAAAUAUUCGUUUACAUUGCAAGCGAACUCAGCGGAGGAGAAGAAGUUUUGGGUUAAAAUGUUAAACGAUAUUAAAAAAGACACUUCAGGACUUUCAAGCAGUGGAUUCGCUGAAUUAAUGGCCAAAUAUUUUUACAGACCUAGAAGUAUUUAACUAAUUAGCUUUACACAGGUAUUACUGAAAACAGUUUUUAUUUAAUUAUCAAGAGUUAGAUACUUACUGCAUAGGUACUUGUCAUAUUAAGGCAUUUCAAAUGUAUGGGUAGAACUUAUGAUGCAAAUAUAAAUAAAUAUAAGCGAAAUUAAAUAAUUAUUUACGGAAGAGUUAAAUAUUAUUUAGAGCUUAAUGAAAUUUAUACUGUUUAAUAUUAUAACUUAUAAUUGUGUAUAUAAUCUGAUAAUCAGUAUAUGACUGUUACAAUACAAACAUAGCUAAAAGGUUAUUUUGUCAUACCUAUACACAUAUAUUUUGAAUAGCCUAUGUUAUAACUAUA
Messenger RNA from Myzus persicae (green peach aphid), 2089 nucleotides. RefSeq names its product pleckstrin homology domain-containing family G member 1-like. The coding region runs from base 727 to 1749 and encodes 340 amino acids. The transcript has 8 exons. Lineage: Eukaryota; Metazoa; Arthropoda; Insecta; Hemiptera; Aphididae. The record is from RefSeq and is a predicted model, not a curated record. Gene Ontology annotation, molecular function: guanyl-nucleotide exchange factor activity.